UGUCGCUCUGUAAGGAAUCGGCACCGUGCUCAAAGUUUAAGCGCAGCGAGAUCGUGAAUACGGGCUAAUGCGCAAGAUACGCAGGAAUCUGUCGUAAAAUACGUCCUGGGCUCUGUGCUCCAGCGUGAAAGUAGAGAAUACGAGUCCGAGCGUCUCAGCUGAUCGCAUUGGAUAUUUUCUCCACCGCAACCGAGCUAAUGUUAGCUGCCCUGAGCGGAACCCUGGCACAGAUCGGGGGAAUCCAACGGACUUCCGACCGUGGCGACGCUAUCAUGCAGCUCAAAAAUGUACCUGAAUAAACGGAUGACAACACUGCGAGCAUCUGAAGGAAAACUUUCGAGUUCGGUGGGCUUGCAGUAACGGCUCGUGCGGCUAACAGGGUCCCGAAGGCCGGCGCGAACCGAUGCGAGCUGCGGCUGGCAUGACUCGCAUGUCGCUGGUGCUGUCACGCAUGCGGCCGAACUGCAUCGAUUGAAAGCCGUUCUGACUGCGUCGAUCGGGGGUCUGGCUGUCUUUACGCUCGGGUUAACGGACAAAUAUUAUCCGGGGUGCAGUGACUCGUUCAUGAGGUGUGUAUGGGUCCUGCGUACUCAAAUUGCACACACCUUUAGCGGGAGACCGGAAUCUGUGCUGCGCUUUAGGGUGUAGUGCGCUGGUCCAUAUAUAUUUGCCCAGAUUGACUGUCACACUCUUUACAUGUAUGUAUGGAUGGAUUUGCGCAUGCUUUGACAGCGCGUGCAUCGUUGCAGUUGGCACAGUGCAUCCCAAGGAGGGGCUGUUACUCUAGGAAAUAUACAUUGGAGCCAACGAAGCGUCCAAUUCGCUCCGGUUGUUUCCCUACGAACAUUGCGUAAGACUGCAGCGUACGAUACGUCUUUUUGAAGACGAUCGGGUGACAUUGCAGUCUCUCCAAAAGAGAGAGAGAGGGAGAGAGAUAUAACGCAAGCUCCUCUCUGUUAUUACGUCUGUCAAAAGGAAGAGAAGGUGGAGCAUUGUCCGUCGUACGUGCUGACGCAGUGGGAUUUCUACGUGUGGUCGGCAUUUCGCCCCGCCCUUCCCGCGGUGACGGUGAUGGGUCGGAAGCGGUGUGUCGGUGCAGAUUGUUCGAAGAUGGCGGCCGGGUGCUGCGGGGUGAAGAAGCAGAAGUUGUCGGGAUCCCCUGGGGCGGGGGGUCCCGGCGGGGCGGGAAGCGGGGUUGCCGGGACCGGACAUUGUGGAUCGGAAUUGGGCAUCGGGUCGUCGUCGACUGUUGUGUCCGGGAACGUGAAUCGGGUGAACGGCCUGGGGGGUCCAGGGGGUAGUAGUAGUAGCAACACCAAUGCUCUGUCCCCAACUCCAGGAGGCUAUAACUCAACCGGCCUCUCCCCGAACCUCAGUCCCGGACCUGGCUCAGGGAGCGGGGCUAGGAAAAUGGUCGUUUCGGCGGAGAUGUGUUGCUUCUGUUUCGACGUGCUUUAUUGCCAUCUAUACGGAUACCAGCCUCCUCGAACACCCAGGUUUACAAACGACCCCUACCCACUGUUUGUCACUUGGAAAAUCGGCCGGGACAAGCGGUUGAGGGGUUGUAUAGGUACAUUUUCUGCCAUGAACCUGCACUCAGGACUCAGGGAGUACACCCUUACCAGUGCCCUUAAAGACAGCCGCUUUCCCCCAAUGACGAGGGACGAGCUGCCCCGCCUCUUCUGCUCAGUGUCUCUGCUUACCAACUUCGAGGAUGUUGGUGAUUAUCUAGACUGGGAGGUGGGUGUUCACGGCAUUAGGAUAGAAUUUUUUAAUGAAAAAGGAUCAAAGCGCACCGCCACCUACCUGCCAGAGGUUGCGAAGGAGCAAGGAUGGGACCACAUUCAGACCAUAGAUUCCUUACUUCGAAAGGGAGGUUACAAAGCUCCCAUCACAAAUGACUUCAGGAAGACUAUUAAGUUGACCAGGUACCGUAGUGAAAAGUUGACAAUGAGCUACGCAGAAUACAUCGCCCACCGGCAACAUCAUCACUACCAGAACGGCAUCGGGCACCCUCUCCCACCGUACAACCAUUAUUCCUGACAGCGAGCCGCAUGACCAGUCACUGGACCUCUCCGCGGACCUCUUCCCGGGAGAGCCCGCCCCCUCGUGGUCUAGCUAUCUGUACUACUGUACCAUUUUAUGAUGAUAGUUUCCGUUGCCAUGUCGACAGUCAGAUGGCGGCAUGGCAGCGGGUGGCAAAUAAGCAUUAAGUGAUUUUGAAGCGAACCAACUCAUUUAUUUUCUCAUUUUUAUUCUUUGUAUUAAUUUAGGUUUUGCAGCGUAUAUAUUGACAUAUAACCCCUUGUUUUUACGAGCAAAUAAACAAGUACUACGUUGUAUUUUUUCCCCAACAAAUUUCCUAAUCAGGUUUUUGAGUCUGUGGAUGGAAAUAAGUCAUAUUUACGAUGGGCUAGGAUUUUACAUACGCUUAUUUUACGUACGCUUUAGCGACUUGUCCUUUUAUCAUUUCUCAUUAGUUUGACGUUGUAUUACGUAGGCAACCGCAGGGUUCAAGGGAUAUCAUUUCCUCUCUGUGUGCGAUUUCAUUUCCGUUGGGAUGAUUUCCGUGUUUUAUAACUAAUGUUUUUUUUGUAUCGUUGUGGUGGUUCGUUGGAUGCGGUGCGACCGAGUUGGAGCUAGUUACGUCAUUCACGUGUUUGUUUGUGUGUUACGUGCGCAAACAUGUCUUAAGUUUAAAACCACUAGAAUUGGCUAUUAGGUGCGCCUGAAAUUUUCCCAUAAUGCAAAGCAGUUUAGCAUUGAAUUGAAUUUACUCAACAGUCGGUUGCCAUUUUUUGUGUAGUGUUGCAAAACGAGCAUAUAAUCCAUUACAUUCAGUGGUGUGUCUUAUUUACGUUAACAUGUGCUGUUUAUCUAUAGUGUUUUUGUGAAAUGUUGCGAGUGCAGGUCUGUGUAUCAGAGUAAGGGAGUAAACAAACCGUAUACAUUAUUUGACGGUCAGAGAGAUGCUGCUGGACACUAGCUAGUUAACUCAACCUAAGCGAUGGUGACAAAGGUGUCUGAACUUUGUAUCUUAUUUCAUCACACAGAGAGGAAAACUUUAAUGUCAAACGACAGGGAUGAUCUAUAAAAAACAACAAAAACUCUCUUUUAACUAUUUUAAUUUUUAAUUCUGCUUACCCGUUUACUCUCAGGAGGACUCUUUGGAAAGCUUCUUUUAUUUUUUUAAUGAUCUGGUUUUAUGCUUGUGUAAUGUAUCAAACGUUAGCACGGCAUCAUCAUGCUCGACGUGAACAAUGUUUACGAUGGAGAAAAUCGCUGAUGAAACCUCAAGUCGAGCAGAUAAAGCUGCUGUGUUGACCGCUGAACUCUUUAAGGUCUUAUGGUGAAGCUUUUUUGUAUGAUAUUCAGUCUGUUCGGCCAUUUUAUUUUGGGUGACUCCCAUAUUCCAAGAUAUAAAAACUGGACUGAGAUGAUUUUCUGUUUUGUAGAUGAUUAUAACAUCACGCUGACUGUAGGUUAAGUGUACUAGCUUUCUUUAGUGAGGAAUGAAGAGAAGUCUUUGUUUUCAUAUGCAAAAUGUUAAGGGCUUUCGAGGUUCCAUCCACAGUCGUUCCCUUGCUCACUAAAAUAAAAAACCUGAUUUCAGUUGUGUUGCCUUAAAAAAAUGGUUACGACAUGGACCACAAAAUGUCGCCCUGAGGGCCUAACCAUUGACUUUAACAUUUGCAAAACGGAUUCAUUUUGGUUGCCAAACCACGUUGAGUUUUACGUUCCCAUUUUCCUUCAACAAAAUCCACUUCUGACGUUUCUCGAACGGUUUCAUCUCAAAUCGCACGUACUUAGUAGGUCAGUUAUGAAAGCGCAGUGGUGCAUUUGCUGCUUCACCUUUUAUUUCAUCCUACGUUGACCAAUCAGAGCCUCAUUUUGUGGUCCAUUAAAAAAAUUUAACUGAACAGCACAAACUGAGUAAUUAAGUCUUUGCAUCCAUGCGAGAAAACUAAUGUAUACACAUUUGCAAUACAUUUGUUGCAUGAAUAAGGGGUCUUUUCUCCUGUUAAAACAUGGCAUGCUUGUUUCACUGCUAUAUAGAUAUACGCGAAAAAGACUACAUAAAAUGGUGCUAUCGGACCUCAUGUCGGGGGUGGUCGCAGUAAAUGCGACUGGUCAUGCGGACUCAUCGUUCAUAUCAGACUUUAUUAUUGUUAUCCUCGAUAUAUGCAGAUCUGUUUUACAGGUGUUUUUCUUUUCAUACCAGUGUAACAAUCUCCUGCAGGUUUGAAAGGACAAGUAGUCACGAGUCUAACCCCACCUUCCCUCAUGGCCGGGGGGAUACGGGCAUAUGCUUAUCAUCUCAUCUGUUGUACAUCAUUCACACUAUACAAAACAACCGCUCCGUAUACGUCGGUGACUGUUCGUCUACCAAAUUAGCAGUUCAGGAGGGAAGUUGACGCCUAAAUACGGUUGCGUUCUCUUUAAAUAUCUAGAUAAAUAGCUACAGAUCAAUACUUGAAUAGGAAUUAUUAACAAUUCUCAUAGGCCACUAUGAGGAUAUCGACUGACUUUUGGGAUACCUGGCAUCUUUCCGAAAACGAGGGAGGGAAGUAAACGCACAUUUAAACACUGUAGAAAUAUACUUCAAUCAUAACAUCUAUGGGGCCAGGAAUGGGCUCUCUCUCUGAUGUUGUAGUAUUAGUUAUGACCCAUCUUGUUAUUUUAUUUAACAACUACUACGCAUUUUAGGCAUAAGCGUCAGGUUCCAACACCAAGAUUCGAGCUUCGCACUUCCCAUCAACCCCAUAUUCGUUUGGAUUGUGUUGCUCAUGUUACUUUUGUGUGUUCAACCGAACCAAAGAUGCCUCCAGCCAUGUCCAAAUGCUGCUCUACAGACCUGCCUUCCUGUCCUUCCAAAACCUUUCCUGCAAGAGAUGUUUUGUUUUAAUUUCUGUGUAUGUUUCCUGUUUCUUUUUGUACAAUUUCUAAUGUUUUAGGUUUUUAGCGACCGAAGUUCAAUGAAUUUUCAUUGUAGCCGUCUUUGAGACCUCACACGGUAUCGAUGACUAUAAUACUAGGUUGCAAUUUUUUAUUAUUUUUUUGUUUUUCAUCAUUAUUAUAUAUUUUUCUAAAGAAAGAAAACCCCAUAGCGUGCCUCUUAGAUUUAUGGGUUUCUUAAUGAGUUUUUCCUAAGACCAGCAGUUAUACUUUAUACAAAAGAUGCGUUAAUCCUUAUUUUUAAAUGCCAUUUAAGGAGAAAAAAAGCCUCUUUUCUUUACUCUGGACCCAGUAGCUGCACUGGCAUACAAUCGCACUGAUAGAUAUAGAAAAUAAAAGUAUAAAUAAUAAUAAUAAUGAUGAUGAUGAUGAAAAUAAUAAAUGUAAGAACUACAAUAAACUUGUUUGAAGAUCUUUUUGUAACAAAAUACAAAAAAAUGGCAAAAAAGUAAACACAAUAUGACUGUUUUUGUACAUCGAGUUGAUUCUUAAAAAAACACACAAUUUUUGGACCUAGUUUCUAAAUUAUUUUAGUGGUUUUCUAUGUUCUGGAACUUAAGGGGGUGAGUUUUAAACGUGCCCUGUGAUGAUGGACGGCUCACAGCGUUGUCGGUUCGGGCGCUGGGGUUGCCUGGCGUAGCCCCCACGCACACCCACCACUGUUUUAUUGUAUUAUCCGUUUUGAGGUUGAAUUCUCUUUGCUUUAAAAACUUGAAAUUGUUAAAGUAAAAACUGGGUGAAAAUGACUAUAUUAAACAGAAACUGAGAAAAUAAAUAAACAAACAAACACAAAUCCCCUGUAGAAGUAGAUCCUAUACUCCAUUGAAUUGCUGUUAGUGUGACGAGACUUGAAAUGGGCAUUUAUGAAUUAUGAUAGUAUGGCUAAAAAAAGACAAAAAUUAUAAAAGGAAAAAAAAAAUGUAAACAUGUUUGGGGGGUGGGUUGGCAUAAAGAUGGGGAUAUCUGUGGGUAUGUGAGCUAUGGCUGUGGCAAUGAAAAUGUAGUUUUAAAACAUUAUUGUUAUUACCUUUUAAAUCAUUUAUCCAAUAAAAAAAAUUCUGAAAGAACGAGC
This is a messenger RNA of Misgurnus anguillicaudatus (oriental weatherfish), 6028 nucleotides long. It is a transcript of the gene ammecr1, whose product is annotated as AMMECR nuclear protein 1. NCBI's taxonomy places the organism in Eukaryota, Metazoa, Chordata, Actinopteri, Cypriniformes, Cobitidae. The record is from RefSeq and is a predicted model, not a curated record.